This is a messenger RNA of Chironomus riparius, 1367 nucleotides long. The record is from the annotation of a GenBank genome assembly. NCBI's taxonomy places the organism in Eukaryota, Metazoa, Arthropoda, Insecta, Diptera, Chironomidae.
AAGUAAAGCAUGUGCGUGCUAAUUUUAUUUUGUACUUCCCCAAAGAAGCCUUAAAUGAAAUUAAGAGCUCAAGUAAAAAAAAUGUAAAUAAGAAGAUCUAUUCAGCCUUUUAAAGACUCUCUAUCAGCAUCGAUUUAACGUCCACAAGCAAAUGAUCUAGUAUUGAAGUUAAAUGCACAAGAAGAGUAUGAUCCGGAAAGAAAGAAUAAGAAAGGCAAAAAAUUACUUAAUAAGCAUGAAGAAAAGUGUAAAAAUUGUAGCAGCUAAAGCAAUAGAUAAAAGAAAUUCAGCAACUGUCGAAAACGUUAAUUUCAAUAACCGAAAAUUCACUACAGAAGUGAAUUGCGUUGUAUAUAAGACCACAGAAAGAAUUCAGUGAUCAUCAGUUUGUGUUUGAUAUUCAGCAUUACAACAGUAGCUUCGUGUUCAGUGUGUGCAUUAAGACAAAAAUUAAAUAAAAUAUUUAAAAAAUAAUUCAGAAAAAAAAUAUUAGUGAUAAAAAAUGGAAUCAUUCCAAAUUAAGUGCAUUUUCCUCAUAUUCUUCGCCACAAUUGGAUUAUCGUGUGCUGCAAUCGCAAAUAAUGAAAUUUUCCCGGAAAAAUCGAGCAUGAAAGCAAAGUGUGAAAGCUCAUAUAAUCUUAUGUGCCUUAAAUUGGAUGUUAUCUCGCUUAUUGAUAGAAUCUCAGCAGCAAAUACGGAAUAUCAACUCACAUCUGGAAUUAGUCUAGUCCGUGAACAUAAUGUGAAUAAGACACAAAAUGCUAAAAUUGUUUCCGAAUUAGCACGUGCCUUCCCAGACAGCGCAGAAAAGAGACUCAACGGAUUUUUAGUUGCCAAAGUUCAAGAAUUCCUUUCAUCAUUUGCCUUAAGAUUCAAGUUAUUGAACGAUGAUGUUGCUUCAGAAGUUGAAUCAUCAAGAAAGGGAGGAUAUGGAGGUGGUGGAGAUGGAUUCGGAAAGAAGGGAGGUGGUGGAAUUCUUGCUAUGGCUUUGAUGAUGAAGGGAGCUAUGGGUGCUAUGGCUAUGGGAGCAGUUGCAGCUCUUGCAGGAAAGGCCCUUCUCACUGGUAUGAUGGCAUUGACACUCGCUGGUAUCGUAGCACUUAAAGCACUCACAAGCAAAGGAGAAAAGAAGACAACAUAUGAAAUUAUCUCAAAACCAGUAUACAGCCAUUCACACAGCUACUCAACUGGACAUAGCGGAGGACAUGGAGGUGGUGGACACUCACACGAAGAUCACGGAGCUUAUAGCGGUGGUGGAUAUGGUCGUGCAUUCACAGAAUUCAAACUUCCAGAAAGCGUGAAAGCAUAAAUCAGAAAUUAUGGUCCAACAAAUGAAUUAAUUAUGAUCAAUCAUGUAAAUUUUAAGG